This is a messenger RNA of Yarrowia lipolytica CLIB122, 273 nucleotides long. The record is from RefSeq and is a predicted model, not a curated record. NCBI's taxonomy places the organism in Eukaryota, Fungi, Ascomycota, Dipodascomycetes, Dipodascales.
AUGAAACUGGAAGCACACGACACACCGUCAGCAAGACAUUUUGGAUACUGCAGGUCGUUUGUUAGAUUGUCCCAUAAUCUGCUAUUGGUCAAGAAUGAUCAAGGAGAUGAGAGAGUAUACGAGGUUGUGCGACAAGUGCCAAUGGUUCAUGAAAGGGACCACAGCAAAAAAAAUGUUCUCAAGCAGCUGCCUGGACCUACGAAGAUCUGGUCGGAAAUUUCGAAGGAUUUUGGGUCAGUCGAGGCUCCGAAAGUCAAGGAACCGAUUCCAUAA